Molecule: messenger RNA, 1176 nt
Organism: Triticum turgidum subsp. durum (durum wheat)
Lineage: Eukaryota; Viridiplantae; Streptophyta; Magnoliopsida; Poales; Poaceae
Source: the annotation of a GenBank genome assembly
AUGGAGGGGCUCCUGCACAAGCUCAAGGGGCUCGACGCCUACCCCAAGGUCAACGAGGACUUCUACAAGCGCACGCUCUCCGGCGGCGUCGUCACGCUCCUCUCCGCCCUCGUCAUGCUGCUCCUCUUCGUCUCCGAGACCAGGUCGUAUUAUUAUUCAGCAACCGAGACUAAGUUAGUGGUAGACACAUCAAGAGGAGAAAGGCUAAGAGUAAAUUUUGAUAUUACUUUCCCGAGUAUUCCUUGCACCCUUCUCAGUGUUGAUACAAGGGAUAUUAGUGGCGAGCAGCACCAGGACAUUAGGCAUGACAUUGAAAAGAAAAGAUUGGACUCACAUGGUAAUGUCAUUGAAUCAAGAAAAGAGGGCAUUGGUGGAACAAAGAUCGAGAAACCAUUGCAAAAACAUGGUGGAAGGCUUGGCAAAGGCGAGGAAUAUUGUGGCACCUGUUAUGGUGCGGAGGAGUCAGAUGAACAAUGCUGUAAUUCAUGUGAAGAAGUUAGGGAGGCCUACAAGAAGAAAGGGUGGGCUCUUACAAACCCUGACCUAAUCGACCAGUGCGCUAGAGAGGACUUCGUUGAAAGAGUUAAAACCCAACAUGGUGAAGGCUGUAGUGUCCAUGGCUUUCUAGAUGUUAGUAAAGUUGCUGGAAAUUUCCACUUUGCGCCAGGCAAAGGAUAUUAUGAAUCAAAUGUAGAUGUGCCUGAGCUGACUGCUGAAGGAGGUUUCAAUAUUACUCACAAAAUAAACAAACUGUCCUUCGGGACAGAAUUCCCUGGUGCUGUCAACCCACUUGAUGGUACUAACCAGUUCCAUGAACACAGUGCUCAGUGGACACAGCCCGCAUCAGAUGGGACAUACCAAUACUUCAUAAAAGUCGUCCCUACAAUUUAUAAUGAUAUAAGAGGGCGCAAGAUCGAUUCAAACCAAUUCUCAGUAACGGAGCACUUUAGAGAUGGAAAUGUUCAACCGAGACCCCAACCCGGGGUAUUUUUCUUCUAUGAUUUCUCACCUAUAAAGGUGAUAUUCACAGAGGAAAAUAGAUCCUUCCUCCACUACCUGACAAACCUGUGUGCUAUAGUUGGAGGGAUCUUCACUGUCGCGGGCAUCAUCGACUCGUUCAUAUACCAUGGACAGAAGGCACUUAAGAAGAAAAUGGAGAUAGGCAAGUACAGAUGA